Molecule: messenger RNA, 837 nt
Organism: Spodoptera frugiperda (fall armyworm)
Lineage: Eukaryota; Metazoa; Arthropoda; Insecta; Lepidoptera; Noctuidae
Exons: 3
Coding region: 55-393 (112 amino acids)
Source: RefSeq, a predicted model, not a curated record
AUAGAUAUAAGACAGCGUCGGCGGCGUGGCGUGGAGUACAGGCCGAGUGUCGCCAUGCUGUGGCUGUGCUGUGUCGUCAGCGCGCUGCUGCUGCAGGCCGGGGCCAACCCCGCGCCCCUGCAGCCGGAGCAGCGGCCGCUGUCGCUGGUGUCGGAGCUGGGGUCGCGGCUGGGCGCGCACCCGGCGCGGCUGCAGGACGCGCGCCUGCCGCUGCCCUCCCCGCAGGACCUGGACGCCAUCAAGAAGGUCGCGCAGAUACUCGUCACGCUCGGACAGCAGGUAAUUCCUGGUAUAAUAGGCGAGCCGGUGCCGGCGCCCGGCGGCUGCGAGCCGGCGGCCGGCGCGGACGACGUGCCCAACGACCCCGUCACUCUCGACAGACAGCCGGCCUAGCUGCCAUUGUCUUCCAUCCAUCUUACUUACUAACUAAACCAUUAUUCUAUUUUGUAUCAUUUCAAACGAGAUUUACAGCCUCUUUAUAAGGUACCACACUAUUCAUAUAAUUAGAUUGGUUCGUGCUAGACAGGAACUAGUCUGUAGUCGAGAGUGUACACAAUGAUCACCCCCCCCCCCACACUACGGCUAGCUCGGGGCUGUAUGAUUCAGUAAGAUUAUUACAGGUUUUUUUUUAAAGAAAAUUAUAGCCAACAUUAUUCAGGUGUCAUGGAAGUAGAAAUACCUUAGAAUUUUGCAUGUAAUACUUAGUGUUGUAAGUUGUACUUAUAAUGUAAGAUUCGGGAUUGUAUAAUAAUGUAGGCAUGUAAGUACAUAGCACGUAAAUACUAGCGGCAUCCGGAGAUAAUGUCUUAGUCAAGGUAAAUAAAUAUUUGCAACAAG